AUGUUUUCGCGACGCCUCACAUCGCGCCUGUCGUCCCUGGGCACCUCGAAUCUGAGCCGCCCUCUGUCGACAAGCGCAAUCACCGCUUCAUCAAAGAGAGCACCCUCGCUCUCCGACGUCGAGCCCAACAAGGGUCAUCUGUUCGAUCAGAACUCACAAAAGUUCCGCAACGACCUGGCCGCUGCCCAGAAGAAGCGUGAGCAGGAAGAGAGUCAGUCAACUUACACAUCCCCGAGUGUAUUCACUCUAAUUACGAAUGGUGUUGACAGANNAUCCAAAGCACGCGAUCAAUCAGAAGAUGGCAAGAAGGGCGGUCGUCUCUCCAACUUGCUCUACGGCACUCAGGAGGGCCGCGAGAUGGACAAGGAGAUUGAGCGCAGCUUCAGUCAGGUCCUUGCCCGAGGCAAGUACGUCCACAGCAUUGUCUUGCACGAUGUGAAGCCCGACAAGGUCGACGAGUAUGUUGAGCUUGUUGGUACCUGGUACCCUCGUAUGGCCAACAUGCCUGAGAAUAAGGUUCAUCUGGUGGGAAGUUGGCGAACAGAGGUUGGCGACUGCGAUACCUUCGGUUUGUCUUGUCCAAGUCCCCAUCUUGUGUUGGAAUCUUUGCUGACUGGAAUCUCACANGUUCACAUCUGGGAGUACCAACGUUACGAAGGAUACCACGCUUCGCUGCACGCCAUCCAGCACCACCCUGAAUUCCCCGAGUUUGACCGCAAGCUCAAGUCGUUGAUCAACUCGAAGAAGACAUCUUUGAUGCAAGAGUUCUCGUUCUGGCCCACAACAGCUCCUCGCAAGCUUGGUGGUGUCUUUGAGCUUCGCUCGUACACCUUGCACCCUGGCAACCUUCUGGAGUGGGAAACACACUGGCGCACUGGUCUGCGUGCUAGAAAAGAGGUCAUGGAAGGUGUGGGUGCAUGGUUCGUGCAGAUUGGAGACCUCAACACUGUCCACCACCUGUGGCAAUUUGCCGACCUCGAGGAAAGACGUUCGCGCAGAGAGCAGAGCUGGAGUGUGUCUGGCUGGGGUGAAACCGUGCACAAGACUGUCCCGUUGAUUCAGACGAUGAAGAGCAGAAUCUUGGUGCCCAUGCCGUGGAGCCCUGUUGCAUAA
Messenger RNA from Aureobasidium uvarum, 1113 nucleotides. NCBI's taxonomy places the organism in Eukaryota, Fungi, Ascomycota, Dothideomycetes, Dothideales, Saccotheciaceae. The record is from the annotation of a GenBank genome assembly.